This is a messenger RNA of Humulus lupulus (European hop), 1542 nucleotides long. RefSeq names its product multiple organellar RNA editing factor 8, chloroplastic/mitochondrial-like. The record is from RefSeq and is a predicted model, not a curated record. Gene Ontology annotation, cellular component: mitochondrion. The transcript is spliced from 4 exons. The coding region runs from base 135 to 1280 and encodes 381 amino acids. Gene Ontology annotation, biological process: cytidine to uridine editing; mitochondrial mRNA modification. NCBI's taxonomy places the organism in Eukaryota, Viridiplantae, Streptophyta, Magnoliopsida, Rosales, Cannabaceae.
UCUUACCGAACAUGAGAAUUUCGUGUCUCCAUUCAUUUCUUGCCACUUUACUCCUCUUUCCAAACAAAUCCUAAAACCGCUACUAAUCUCUUCCUUCAAUAGAUCUUUUGGCAUAGAGCUUCGGUUACUCAGCCAUGGCGACCAACUUCUUAUCUCGCUCCCUUCCCAGAACCUUAACCAUAGCCUCCUUAGUUUGUCGGCCCUUCUCCAUCACCUCGGCUUCCGUCUCCAUAGUUCAAUCUCGCUCGUCCCUUUCUUUCCUCCACCGCCUCCGCCCUCUCGUUGGAGCCUUCGCUAUUCGCGGAAGCGUUUCUCCGCCUCCGGUGCUGCGAUGCUUUUCAACCAACGUGACGUCGUCUUCUCUCAACGAUCCCAAUCCUAACUGGUCUAAUCGCCCCCCAAAGGAGACGAUCUUGCUCGAUGGUUGUGACUUUGAGCACUGGCUUGUCGUCAUGGAACCGCCUGAAGGUGAUCUUUCCAGGGAUGAGAUCAUUGAUAGCUACAUCAAAACCCUAGCCAUGGUUGUCGGAAGUGAGCAAGAAGCUAGAAUGAAGAUCUACUCAGUGUCAACUAGGUGCUAUUUCGCAUUCGGGGCUCUGGUGUCUGAAGAACUUUCAUAUAAAAUUAAGGAAUUGCCUAAAGUGCGCUGGGUUCUUCCUGAUUCGUACUUGGAUGUUAGGAAUAAAGAUUAUGGAGGGGAACCUUUUAUUAAUGGUGAAGCAGUUCCAUACGAUCCCAAGUACCAUGAGGAAUGGAUAAGGAACAAUGCUAGAGCAAAUGAGAGGAAUAGGCGUAAUGACCGACCUCGCAAUUUUGAUAGAUCUAGGAACUUUGAGAGGAGGAGAGAAAAUACGCAGAACCGAGAUUUUCAAAGGGGUGCACCUCCUAUGCCAAACCAGAUGAUGCAGAAUGCUGGGCCAAAUUCCCACAGAACAACCCCUAGCAGCAACAUGGGACCACCGCCUCCCAACAUGGGUCCACCGCCUCCCAAUAUGGGUGGAAUGCCCCAGAACAACAUGGCUGGAUCUCCUCGCAACAACAUGAACCCACCCUAUAAUUACGGUGGAAUGCCGCCAAGAAACAGCUGGAAUGGCACACCCCCAAACAACUAUGGAGGAGCACCGCCCAGCCAUAACAUGGAAAGUGGGCCUCCAAGCAUGGGGGGAAUACAGGGUAAUGGGGGAGGGUCUGGCAAUGUUCCUACUGGAGAUUACCAGAAUAGUUACACUCCUGGAAGGGACGUGGGAAAUGUGCCUGGAAGGAACAACAAUUCAUCUUAGGAAAACCCAUAAAGAAUUUUUUGGCUGUAAAUAAGCAAACAUACCAUCCUGGAUUCUUUAGACUUUCUGUUACUACUAGAUUGAGAUACUGUUUGUGUUUGAUGUGUAGCUCAAGUGACUGAGAAUCAUGUUCUGAUACAUUCACUCUGCUGUAUUCACUCCAAAAGGUAGCGAACUUUUAAGUCAUAAAGGUAUAUUCCCAUAAUUUAACUGACACAUUCUUGUUUCAAUUUGAUAUGGAAAUCAAUCAUGUUGUAAGGGA